Molecule: messenger RNA, 942 nt
Organism: Naumovozyma castellii
Lineage: Eukaryota; Fungi; Ascomycota; Saccharomycetes; Saccharomycetales; Saccharomycetaceae
Exons: 1
Coding region: 1-942 (313 amino acids)
Source: RefSeq, a predicted model, not a curated record
AUGACUGUUACUUUGAAAGCAUCCACUGCUACAUUAAAAUUGAACACCGGGGCCAAUAUUCCUGAAAUUAGUUUAGGUACAUGGCGUUCCCUUGGUGCCACAGAUGGGUACGACUCCGUCAUUGCUGCUCUGAAGGCUGGUUACAGACAUAUCGAUACCGCUGCAAUUUAUGGUAAUGAGGAUCAAGUUGGGAAGGCCAUUAGAGAUUCUGGUAUUCCACGUGAAGAAAUCUUUGUCACUUCUAAAUUAUGGAAUACUCAACAACAUAACCCUGCAGGUGCCUUGAAGGAUACCUUAAGUCGUUUAGGUUUGGAUUACUUAGACUUGUAUUUGAUGCACUGGCCAGUCACUUUUAAUACAAGAAAUGUUAAGGGAACCGAUUUCAUGGUCAUUCCUAAGAAUGAAAAUGGGAAGCCUGAUAUUGAAAUGGAUACUUGGAAUUUCGUGAAGACUUGGGAAUUGAUGCAAGAAUUACCAGCCACAGGAAUGACCAAAGCUGUUGGUGUUUCCAAUUUCUCCAUUAAUAACUUGAAAGAACUGUUAACUUCCCCAGGUAACAAAUUGACCCCUGCUGCAAAUCAAAUUGAAAUUCACCCUUUAUUGCCUGAACAUGAUUUGAUUAAAUUUUGUAGAGAAAAAGGAAUCAUGAUUGAAGCUUAUUCUCCAUUGGGUAGUAUUAAUGCUCCAAUUUUAAAAGAGCCAAAGAUUAUCGAAAUCUCCAAGAAGUUAGAUGUCCCCCCAGCUCAAUUGAUUAUUAGCUGGCAUGUACAGAGAGGUUAUGUAGUCUUGGUGAAAUCAACUCAUGAGGAAAGAAUCAUUGCCAAUCGUAAAGUAUUUACUCUAUCAAAAGAAGAUUUCGAAGCUAUCAAAAACCUGGCCAAAGAGAAAGGAACUCUGAGAGUGGUUGACCCAGACUGGUCACCAUUCCCAUUGUUUAAGUAG